AUGUAUAGCACCUCCCAAUCCUCCGUUCCCGCCCCGAUGAAUGGCAUCGGAGGGGAACUGGUCGAUGGGUCUGGGACAAUCAAUCCCGCUGCCUUGAACAAUGCCCCUCUUUAUGGUGGAAUUGCAACCCCAACGAGUAUAGCUCCUCGUGGUGUCAAGCGAAGUCGAACCCCAGACCAGCGCGGGAAUGCACGCGCGGAUGGAGACCAUGACGACGCAGAUGAACAGGGCCGUCGGAAACGAGGCCGUCCCCCAAAGACUCCGCGACCAUCAACAACGAACACUAGCGAUCAAACUCCCUCGUCCAAUAUUCACCUUCAUACGCCCCGUUUGCAGACCCAGCCUCUUCCGUCGCCAGCUACAGUUAACGUGUCACCGCCGCAGGCCUCUCCGCCGGAUAAAACCACACCUACCAAGUCCACUCUCGUCAAGGCCCUCCCCACCGUCAGGGAUCAUACGACGGAUCAGCUAAAUGAAGAGGGUGAUGAAUACAUCCCCAAGGAAUUCGACGAGGCCGGCGAGAAGAAGGUCGAUGCCAUGGGCUACCUUCAAGGGGGCCGAGAGUAUAAAUGUCGCACGUUUCGUGUUCCCCUCCGUGGCACGAAACUGUUCAUGCUUGCGACCGAAUGCGCGAGGGUAUUGGGGUAUCGCGAUUCGUACCUUUUGUUUAACAAGAACCGGUCUUUACACAAGAUAAUCGCCACUCAGAUUGAGAAGGACGACCUCAUUCAGCAAGACAUCCUUCCGUACUCCUAUCGUUCUCGUCAGAUCGCCAUCGUGACCGCCAAGUCAAUGUUUCGUCAAUUCGGUAGCCGGGUGAUUGUGAAUGGGCGGCGCGUGCGCGACGAUUACUGGGAGAGCAAAGCACGUAAACAGGGGUUUACAGAGGAAGAUCUGGCUGGCGAGAAACGACCAGGUGGCUCCAAGGCCCGGGAUGCAGCGGCAGCAGAAGCUGCCGGCGCAGCGAGCUUUCUGCCUGCCCUGGCUCAUGGCGAUGUCAUCUACAGCAACGCACUGGAGGCCGUACCAAAUAGCUUGCCUCUUGGCCCCCCGUCAUCGGUUUCUCUCGCGCCGCCCCUCCCCAUGAUUCACAUGGCCACUACUACCGACGAUCCUCGACUCCGGGAGUAUAACAGCAUGCCUCGCCCUCGUCAGGAAUUAACAGGCCAGCCUUAUCAGGACCGCUCGCAACCGAGCUCUGCCGCUGAAAUCCUAAAUCAGGCUUCGCAUACGGCUGACUUCAAUAAAAUCCUAACGUCACAACGUAGUUAUCGCCAGAAAGGGCUGGAAGAAUUUUAUGCGAAACAGCGGGAGAUCCCCGUCUCCGCAGCGCAAUCACAGCCGGGCCAGCUCGAUUCGACGCCGUCUGUGUCUCAGCCCUUGCAGUCUCCGCAGAUACCUCCAACUGGGAUGAUGAACUCGGCCCAGUCGCAGCAGGCGAUGCUUCCCCAUCAAGCGCCGAUCAUGCCCGGCCAGUCCGGGUUCCAGCCACCGGCGGCCCACCAACAACCACCUGUUGCGCCAUCGCCCGUUCGGGGGGUGCCCCCAGUUCGCCCUGAACUGAUGCAUCAGAGGUCGAACCCUGCCUUGGCUGCAGGGACACCACAGCCGCCUGGUCCCUAUGGAUAUCCACCUCAGUCGCAACAAAUGUGGGGUCAACCACCACCUCAACCCCAACCAUCUCCACUAUCUGCCGCUGGCCCUCAGGGUGUCGGAAUGCCGCAGUUCGCACCACAGUUGCAUGCGCAACAGUCACCCUCUCCGCUCGCUCACUCCAUGCCGCAGCAGCAACAUUCUCAGUCACCUCGGAAUCAGCCUCGCCCUUCAGCACCCCCGAUGCCGCAGCCUUUUCCGAUGCACCCCCAACAGGCUCCCCAACAACAACCCAUGGCGACGAUGGGGUAUCCCGGUGUCACGGCGGCACCGUAUCCAGCUGUGCCUGCCGCCAGAGGCAUGUACCCUUCGACGCAAGGCCCGGGGGGGCAACAGUUCAUGGCAGGCACUCCCCAGCAGCCAGGUAUGGCCAUGGGGAUGAGCGCCGGCGGUGCCAUGCCAGGAUGGCCGCCCGCUGGUCCAAUGCAGCCCGGUCAUCCGCAGCCUGGUCAGUCUGGAACCCCACUAGGGUGGUCAGGCUAUUGA
Messenger RNA from Aspergillus sclerotioniger CBS 115572, 2139 nucleotides. Its product is annotated as putative nuclear localization protein. The record is from RefSeq and is a predicted model, not a curated record. Gene Ontology annotation, molecular function: chromatin DNA binding. Lineage: Eukaryota; Fungi; Ascomycota; Eurotiomycetes; Eurotiales; Aspergillaceae. The transcript is spliced from 3 exons. Gene Ontology annotation, cellular component: nucleus. The coding region runs from base 1 to 2139 and encodes 712 amino acids.